Molecule: messenger RNA, 2691 nt
Organism: Austrofundulus limnaeus
Lineage: Eukaryota; Metazoa; Chordata; Actinopteri; Cyprinodontiformes; Rivulidae
Gene: slc13a3
Product: solute carrier family 13 member 3
Exons: 13
Coding region: 170-1990 (606 amino acids)
Biological process (GO): citrate transport; succinate transmembrane transport
Cellular component (GO): plasma membrane
Molecular function (GO): succinate transmembrane transporter activity; sodium:dicarboxylate symporter activity; citrate transmembrane transporter activity
Source: RefSeq, a predicted model, not a curated record
AAAAUUGACCAUCCUGUGUCACACYACGGCAGGAGGAGUUAACCUGUAGCAAAGCAUGUGGUUAAUCUUCGCUGUGCUCAGCCCCGGGCUUCAAAGUUCUCCCUAAAARCCUCCUCGCAGCCAUUCAGGCGUUUAUUUGACCCAAACGAAGCUGAACUUCACUCAGGGGAUGAAAAUAUCCGUUCUGUCCAAGAAGCUGUGGUGCGUCCACAAACAGCUGCUCCUUCUGCUGGCGCCACUCGUUUUUCUGCCUUUUCUUUUCACUCUGCCAGAAAAGGAAGGAAAAUGCCUCUACGUGGUGGUGCUGAUGGCAACGUUUUGGUGCACGGAGGCCCUACCGCUGGCUGUCACAGCCAUGCUUCCAGUCUGCCUCUUUCCAACCAUGGGAAUUCUUCCAGCCAAAAAGGUCUGCCCUCAGUACUUCAUCGAAACCAACUUUCUCUUCCUCAGCGGUCUGGUGAUGGCAUCGUCCAUCGAGGAGUGGGGUCUUCAUCGUAGGAUAGCGCUGAAGGUUCUCAGUAUUGUUGGAGUAAAACCAGCUUGGCUCAUUUUAGGAAUGAUGCUGACGUCCUCCUUCCUGUCCAUGUGGCUCAGUAACACUGCCACGACAGCCAUGAUGCUGCCCAUUGCUAAUGCCAUCCUGGAGAGCCUGUUUGGGGACCUGGAGACCCUGAAGARAAAGUGCAAAUCCCCUGAGGAUCAUGACAGUGCUGCAGUAAAUGGCGGGUCUUUAUUGAAGCUGCAUUCACUGCCAUCAGAGCCUUCGGAAAAACAAAUACUGUCAACAGAAGGGAUUGAUGCAGUGGAUCAGACUGACCUGAGGACAGCUGAAGAGAUCCGUUCAGAGUCAGAGUAUCAGCUAAGGGUUUGGAAAGGAUUCUUGAUCUGUAUUCCCUAUGCAGCCAGUAUCGGAGGGACAGCAACACUUACAGGCACCGCACCAAACCUCAUCCUGAUAGGACAACUGAAAAGCUAUUUCCCAGACUGUGAUCUGAUUAACUUUGGCUCUUGGUUUGCGUUUGCUUUCCCGCUCAUGCUCCUCUUCUUGUUUUUGGGAUGGCUUUGGAUUGCUUUUCUUUACGGGGGAUUGAAUACAAGGUUGUGUUUUACGAAACAUGACUGGAGAGCUCAUGCUGAAGUCCGAGCCAAAGCUUUAAUAAAAGAAGAUUACCAAAAACUGGGGCCAAUGAAUUUUGCAGAGGGGGCCAUCUCUUUCUUCUUUGUUUUGUUUGCGGUACUUCUGUUCACAAGAGACCCAAAGUUUGUCACAGGCUGGUCUGUGUUUUUCAAAAAAGGGUACGUCUCAGACGCGGUAACUGGUGUGAUCAUUGUAUCCAUUUUAUUCUUCUUUCCUUCACAGAAACCUUCUCUUAAAUGGUGGUUUGACCCAAAAGCUUCAAACACUCCGUAUGUUCCUCUACUUUCGUGGAAAAAGGCCCAAGAAUCUGUUCCCUGGAAUAUCAUUCUCCUUCUGGGAGGUGGUUUCGCAAUGGCUAAAGCUUGUGAGGAAUCUGGCCUCGCCUCCUGGAUUGGAGGCCACCUCCAGCCUUUGGCUGAAGUUCCCCCUGCUGCAGCUGUGAUUCUGAUCACUGCUUUCCUUGCCUGUUUCACUGAGCUUGCCAGCAACACUGCCACAAUCAUCAUAUUUCUACCUGUCAUUGCUGAACUGGCAAUUCGGGUCUGGGUGAACCCUCUGUACUUCAUGAUCCCUGCCACAGUUGGAUGCUCGUAUGCCUUCAUGCUCCCAGUGUCCACUCCACCCAACUCCAUCGCRUUUGCCUCRGGACACCUCAUGGUUAAAGACAUGGUGAAAACUGGUUUUGUUAUGAACAUCCUGGGUAUCUUAUCCGUCUCRCUCGCCAUGAACACUUGGGGCGUCGCCAUGUUCAACCUGAACACGUACCCAGAAUGGGCUCACACCAUCAACAAGACGUCACUUAUUCCUAAUGUGCCUCUCUCAUCACUCCAAUCAAACAACGCCACGCUCUGAAAGAACUAGUUUUUUAAGACAAAUACAUUUAUCAUAAGAUUGAAUACAGAUUUAACACUAAACAGGGACUAAUGUCUGCAUUAUAAUGUCUGCUCUGUUAUUAAAAUGGUCAAACUCUUGGAGCUUCAGCUGUUACUUCUAAUGUCUUUUAAAUGCUUAGUACUGAUUUUACUGUGAGUACAGAACUUAAUGCUCUGCUUCGGACACUCCAACUAUGUAAGUUGAUGAGGAUUAAGAAAAUGGUUUGUUUUAAAUUUAGUCAAAUUUUCGUCUUCAUACAAAGGAAAUCUGGGGAACAUCAGAGUUCUGCAAAAUCUUUGAAUUCUGCAAAGUGUUUUCUAUUAUGUGUAUAAAAAGAAAAUGUGCUGUUUGUAAUGUUACUACAUGACUGACCUGUAAUGUUACUACAUGACUGACCUCUGCUGGAAUAAUGAGAGAGACCUCUGUGAAUAACUUGAAAUCACCAAGAAAAACACAUUUUGCACACAUUUAAGAAUAUUACUCAAAUUAUAUUUUUAAUUCUUUCAGCACUAUUCUGUGAGUCCUUCUGAAUGAACAUGUACAUUUUGUUAAAUAGAUAUUGUUCAAUUGAUUUACAAAGAAAAUAAAAUUAUAAUGAUUUGUAACGUGUUUUAUAUGGAUGGGUUUUGUGAUGAUCGUUACAGCUUCUAAAAUCAAAAGAAAUAAAGAUUUUAAUGGGA